Molecule: messenger RNA, 1476 nt
Organism: Ambispora gerdemannii
Lineage: Eukaryota; Fungi; Glomeromycota; Glomeromycetes; Archaeosporales; Ambisporaceae
Source: the annotation of a GenBank genome assembly
AUGAAUAUAAGACAAGCAACCGUUGACGAUCUACUUGCAAUGCAAAAUUGCAAUUUAAUGAAUCUUCCUGAAAACUAUCAAAUGAAAUAUUAUUUCUAUCACGCUUUAUCAUGGCCACAACUUUCAUUUGUCGCCGAAGAUCAUAAAGGAAGAAUUGUUGGCUAUGUUUUGGCGAAAAUGGAAGAAGAUACUGAUGAUCCGCACGGACAUAUCACAUCACUCUCUGUAAUGCGAACAUAUCGAAGAUUAGGUAUAGCAGAGAAACUAAUGACGCAAUCGCAAAAAGCGAUGCUCGAAGUCUUCAAUGCACGAUACGUUUCUCUGCAUGUUCGACGAAGUAAUCGUGCCGCACUUCAAUUGUAUCAGGAUACUCUGAAGAUACACGAUACAGAAGAGAAGUACUAUGCGGAUGGUGAGGACGCUUAUGCAAUGCGAAAAGAUUUAAUAACGCCAAGUAAUGUCGCGUCAUCUUCGUCACUGGUACAACCAAUAACGAAACUAACUGAAACUAUAAGUAAUAAAAGUACGAUCACAUCAUUUGGUUUGAAUAAUAAAAAUGACGAAGAAACCGUGGGAUUGACAUUCUGCUUGGAUUUGAACGCUGUCUGCCUUAUUAGACGAGGAAGUAGCCAAUACCUGGACAUUCUAUUUCCAGCUGUUCUCUGUAUAUAUAAUCGAAAACACCAAACGCCAGAUAAUAUUUGGCAUCUUUCUUUUCCCAAAACGCUUCUUCAGUUGAAAGAAAUUCACGGACUCCUAUUUCGAUCGAGGUGUAAUCAGGAUAAUCCAGAUCAUGAAAUUGACAAAAUUCGUCAAGCAGAACUGUGGGGGCGUUUUAAGGGUUGUCCGGAUAGAGCCGAAGAAUGGGGAGACUUACAAACGUAUCUCUGGAAAGGGCGUCUAAGAAUAAUUGCUAUCGGGGAAAAGUGUUUUAUAAGACUUGAGGACGGAACUACGGGUGAAUUAUUCGCCGAAUGUCCUUAUGAUCCUAACAAUAAUUCAGUCGAACCCGUCCGGGAUUCGAGUCGAUAUUUCGUUUUACGUAUAGAAGAUAAAGAUAAAGGACGGCAUGCAUUUAUUGGCAUGGGCUUCCAAGAACGGUCAGAUGCAUUUGAUUUUCAAGUGGCAUUACAAGAUCACAUAAAACAUGUAAGAGCAGAAAAAGAAGCGUCUUUACAAGCAAAAAAGGCAUCGUUGGAACCAAAAAAAGAUUAUAGUUUAAAAGAAGGACAGACGAUUAGCAUCGUAAUAGGAAACCAUCAUCACACGUCGAAAAGAACUCGUCCACAAAAUGAAAGCAAUGAGUCAUCCGCAGAUGUCCCGCUUUUACCUCCGCCGCCGUCUACCACAUCUAUCAAACAGCAGCAGCAUCUAAUGAAAUCAUUCUCCACAGUGACAAACCCUUCACAAAUAACACAAAAUCAAGUAUCAUCUGAAAAUAGCGAUUUUGGCGGUUUCGUUGAUUCUUUUUCUUAA